Ictalurus furcatus (blue catfish) is the source of this 2135-nucleotide messenger RNA. RefSeq lists its product as uncharacterized. The record is from RefSeq and is a predicted model, not a curated record. Gene Ontology annotation, molecular function: protein binding. The coding region runs from base 434 to 1057 and encodes 207 amino acids. Lineage: Eukaryota; Metazoa; Chordata; Actinopteri; Siluriformes; Ictaluridae. The transcript has 4 exons.
UCAUGACUUUCAGUGUGUUCUAUGAGUUAUUUUGUUCAGUUCCAGGUUGUAGCCCUUCGAAUCGUGAGAAGGUUUACCUCAGUAUAGCCCUGCGCUUGGCGUAGUAGCUGUAGGCUCCCAUUGCUUGUUAGCCACGUUAGCAUCCAGUGCAGAACGAAAAACCUCAAACACUAAACGUGAUGAUCAUGUUUCAGGUGAGGACGUCGUGUACGUUUUAUUUUAGUCCCGUGUGUUCUGAGCGACUUUUGUUUUUUAAGGGACGUGACCGGAUUAAAUGUCAUGUAUACACCUCCCACACACACACUACAACAAACCCCCCCCCCCUUUUUUUUUUCUGGUUGAGGGAAUAAGAGAGUGGUGUUGAAAUGUGUGUGAAGCAGAUCGGACCUUCGCUCUCAGAACCACCGUCUCGUCCAUCAGCGCCAACGGAGUCAUGCUCGAGCUGAAGAACUCAGAGCAGCCGCCGCCGUAUGAAGCGGACAUUCCUGAACCCACGACCAGAGAGGAGCUGAUUAAAUACUGGAUUCCUCUCUCUCUGGACGACAGAACGGCUCAGAAGCUGCUCUGGAUCUCGGAGGGCGGGGCUAAAGUGUCCAGGAUGUCCGAGCAGCCGUGUCCCGUACUGGACCGACCCGAAAGAUACGAGCACGCUCCUCAGGUGGUGUGUAAGGAGGGUCUUCUGGGUCGCCGUGGUUACUGGGAGGUGGAGUACGAAGGCUGGGUGGUGAUCGGCGUGGUGUACGCCGGCAGUGGGCGCAAAGCUAAAGACGGGGCGUGCGGCCUGGGCGAGAACGAGGCGUCGUGGGCCGUGGGCUGGGGCGGAUCUCAUUACCAAGCCUGGCACGCCGGAGACAGCGUGGAGAUCCACGGUAACCGCGGCAACACCAUCGGCGUCUACGUGGACCAACCGGCCGGCGUCGUCGCCUUCUACCUGGUGGAGGGAGAGCCGAGAGAGGCGAGACUCCUGCACCGCUACAAAACCUGCUUCGAGGACGAGCUCCUGCCCGGAGUCUGGGUGGGACAGAAAUCCUCGUGCCGGAUCCGAAAGAAAGAUUAGCACGGAUUACGACCUAUGAAAUGCGAUGAUUUACGUCAGUGGCGUGACGUUAGAAAUCCUCUCCCCUCGUAUGCAUCCUCCUGUGUGUAGAAUGUUCUGGAAAACUUCUUUUAUGAUCAAAAUAAAGUGUGAUGUUCCUACCCCGGCUCCGUUCCUCACACGCUGAACUCUGAUUGGUCCAGGAGGUGUUUCUCUAACGGCGGAUCAGACCGUACUGGGUUUAUUUCCAGUUAACGCGCUCCUUCUAAACGAUACCGUUUCUAUAGUAACGGCUCGUUCACGCAGCUCGUCUAACGUUUACGGAAGGAGUCUCCAGUGUCGGAGAACAGAGGUGUUUGGUUCCUCUUCCUGAGGUUUUAUUAACUAAACGACGGCGCGUCCUGCCUUUUAUCCGUUUAUCGUUACGUCAAAAAACGCUUCCGGCUUCACGUCCCGGCGCUGGAGACUCCUUCCCGUAUUCCCUAAAUGUUCACCGAAAACCAUGAAGGAGCGGUUACUAUAGAAACGAUAACGUAGUAACGAUUUCGAGCUGCGGUACUUCGUAGAAAAAGGUCUCGACCCCUCCGGACCAAUCCGAAUCGAGCACGCCCGUACCGUCAACACCGAAGAAACGAUAUACACUUUUUUUUUUUUUUUUGGUUCAACAACAAAUGAUCAGUUUUAUUCAAAACAUUUGUUUAAACACUGAACACAUGGUGUGAAAUGUGCAAGACUGACAUCAUCAUCAUCAUCUUCAGUCAGAACACAGAUGUUGCACUACACCGUCAUCGUUUUAGCGCGAAAUUCCCCUGGGAACCCGGAGCGUAGUGUCACUUUCUACAGAACGUAGUGUUUAUUAACCUCCGCGAGCUCCUUUAGCCCUCCUUCGAUGUCGGCGUGUAAAUUAGCUUCAUACGGCAUCGGCUCCGGCCGACCCUCUUAGUGUUGCUCACGUACGACGGCUUGAAAGGUCACGUGACCGGAAGCAAGGCGUGGACAAUGAGACCGACCUGAAAUCCAGUUUAGUUUAGCGACAGGACUGCUAACAACGAAGCAAGCAAACAUCCAGCUCGCAUUACACGAGUUUUUAUUUUUUUUG